Molecule: messenger RNA, 788 nt
Organism: Exaiptasia diaphana
Lineage: Eukaryota; Metazoa; Cnidaria; Anthozoa; Actiniaria; Aiptasiidae
Product: cell division control protein 42 homolog
Exons: 3
Coding region: 107-742 (211 amino acids)
Biological process (GO): small GTPase-mediated signal transduction
Molecular function (GO): GTP binding; GTPase activity
Source: RefSeq, a predicted model, not a curated record
CCGGUAUUCUAUUUUCAUGGCCGAGUUUAUAAGGGACGUUUUAGAGCUAAAAGGAAGCGAUUUAUCGACAUAAAACUAGGCUCAAAAUCGAGAAAGUUAUAAUGUCAUGGAUUCUAAGAAUGAUAAACAGCCUCUAGUUACAAAAAAGGAAAAGUCUCAUGCAAAAUGUGUUAUAGUUGGAGACGGAGGAGUAGGGAAAACCUCGUUACUCGUGAGUUACCUCAUGGACGGAUUUCCGAACGAUUAUACACCAACCACUUUUGAUAAUUAUCAAGUAUCUGUAGAAGUUGAUAAACGCAUUUGCACUGUUGAGUUUUGUGAUACCGCCGGUCAGGAGGACUUUGACUCGUUUAGACCACUUUGCUACCCAAGCACAGAUGUAUUUAUUGUAUGUUUCUCCGUUGUUUCGCCAACUUCGUUUUCAAAUGUCUCGACGAAAUGGAUCCCCGAAAUACGAGAAUUUAAUCCAAAAGCGCCGAUAAUUCUCGUUGGGACGCACUCAGACUUGAAAAAUUGUAUGAAAGUACUUUUAGAACUCUCAGAAAAGGGCGAAAGUCCAAUAUCUUUAAAGAGAGCUCAAGGAUUGGUGAAAAAGACUCGAUGUGUUUGCUACGUAGAAACAUCUUCAGUAACUCAAAAAAAUUUAAAAACUGCAUUUGAUGAGGCGAUAUCUUCAGGGAUUUUACCGCCGAAAACUUCAAAGACGAUAGACCUCCGGGGCUGCGUUUGUGGUGUAAUGUAGAUUUUUUUGUUUCCGGAUUUAUUAAAUAAUUAUGUACAUUUUGUCA